AUGCACCUCCCAUUCCUUAGCUCUGGUCCAAAGCCAGCUAUGAUAGGCGUAUCAACCCUCAGCUCCAAGUCAUUCGCACCCUAUGGAACAGUGAUCUCUCCCCCUUUGCCAAAUGACCUGGUCGCUGCACCCUCUCAUCUUCCCUCUUUGCCCUCGAAGCCCACGGAGCCAACCCUCGUUAAUCAAGGGUAUGCAAUAAAAUACAGUCCUGUCUCACCUAUGGAAAACAGCUACGGCACCGGUGGGGAAGCUCGACAGCCAGCUUCACCGCGUAUAAGUCUGUUCUCAUGUUUCCCUCGGAAAUUGCGGGAAUCUGGCGAUUCGUCCGCAAGGCUACUGUUUGAUGUACAGGUCUUGGAGAGGCAUCCAUAUACAUCACAGACUUUUAUUCCUCUUUCUACUAGUUCUCGAGGCCGUGGCAAUGGAUCGCGCGAUGCCAACAGCCCCUCUACGACAAUACGUAACGAUGCUAUCUAUUUGAUCAUUGUGGCGCCUAGUUUAACUGGCCAAACUGUUACGGUUACAGUAAAAGCGAAGGACGACCAUGCAGGCCUCGCUACCAUACGGGAUCCUCCGGAUUUGUCAAAUUUGCAGGCAUUUAUCGCAAAGCCCGGGCAGGCAAUUACGUAUGCAACCGGGACAUGGCAUGCUCCAAUGGUGGUCUUGGGCGAGAAGAGGAUCGAUUUUGUUGUGAUUCAAUUUAUGAAUGGAGUCGAAGACGAUGAUUGUCAAAUUGUUACUUUCGAUGGAAUUGCCGUGGGUAUCCCAGACCCUGCCAUUAACCAGAAAAGCCGGGCAAGGCUCUGA
This is a messenger RNA of Coccidioides posadasii C735 delta SOWgp, 807 nucleotides long. RefSeq names its product Ureidoglycolate lyase (gene DAL3). NCBI's taxonomy places the organism in Eukaryota, Fungi, Ascomycota, Eurotiomycetes, Onygenales, Onygenaceae. The record is from RefSeq and is a predicted model, not a curated record. Gene Ontology annotation, biological process: allantoin catabolic process. Gene Ontology annotation, molecular function: ureidoglycolate hydrolase activity; ureidoglycolate lyase activity.